Benincasa hispida (wax gourd) is the source of this 1781-nucleotide messenger RNA. Its product is annotated as ribulose bisphosphate carboxylase/oxygenase activase, chloroplastic. Gene Ontology annotation, molecular function: ribulose-1,5-bisphosphate carboxylase/oxygenase activator activity; ATP hydrolysis activity; ATP binding. Gene Ontology annotation, cellular component: chloroplast stroma; thylakoid. Lineage: Eukaryota; Viridiplantae; Streptophyta; Magnoliopsida; Cucurbitales; Cucurbitaceae. The record is from RefSeq and is a predicted model, not a curated record.
CUCGAAACUUCCUUCUUUCUUACUACAAAAAUAUCCUCUUCCCCUCUCCUUUCCUUCAACUUCUUCACUGAAACACUUUGUUAAACACACUCCAAAUUUCUCUCCUUUCCUUCCUCUCAGAAUCCAUGGCCACCGCUGCCGUCUCCACCGCCGGAGCUGUCAACAGAAUUCCGCUGAGUUUAAAUGGUGCCAUUGCUGGACCCUCAGUUCAAAGCUCUGCUUUCUUAGGCAACAGCUUGAAGAAAGCAAACUUGAGAUACCCCAAUUCCAAGGUCUCUUCAGGAAGCAGCUUGAAAGUAGUUGCUGUUGCAGAGGAGAUCGAUGAAAAGAAGCAAACUAAUAAGGAUAAAUGGAAGGGGCUUGCUUUUGAUAUCUCUGAUGAUCAACAAGACAUUACCAGAGGAAAGGGAAUGGUUGACACACUCUUCCAAGCUCCUUCUGGUGCAGGAACUCAUGACCCUGUUCUUAGCUCUUAUGAAUAUUUAAGUGCUGGACUUCGUCAAUACAAUUUAGACAACAAUGUGGAUGGUUUUUACAUUGCUCCUGCCUUCAUGGACAAACUAGUUGUUCAUAUCUCUAAGAACUUCAUGAAACUUCCCAACAUCAAGGUUCCCCUGAUUUUGGGUAUUUGGGGAGGCAAAGGUCAAGGGAAGUCGUUCCAAUGUGAGCUUGUCUUUGCCAAGAUGGGAAUCAACCCCAUUAUGAUGAGUGCAGGAGAACUGGAGAGUGGAAAUGCAGGAGAACCAGCAAAAUUGAUUCGACAGAGGUACCGGGAAGCAGCAGAUAUAAUCAAGAAGGGGAAAAUGUGUGUCCUCUUCAUCAAUGAUCUCGAUGCAGGAGCUGGUCGUCUUGGUGGCACGACCCAAUACACUGUCAACAACCAGAUGGUUAAUGCUACCCUCAUGAACAUAGCUGAUAACCCAACCAACGUUCAGCUCCCUGGUAUGUACAACAAAGAGGAGAACCCUCGGGUUCCCAUCGUCGUCACGGGUAACGACUUCUCAACAUUGUAUGCUCCUCUCAUCCGUGAUGGUCGUAUGGAAAAAUUCUAUUGGGCACCUACUCGGGAAGAUAGAAUUGGUGUGUGCUCAGGAAUCUUUAGGAGCGAUAAUGUUCCCAAAGAAGACGUUGUCAAGCUUGUUGAUACAUUUCCUGGCCAAUCCAUUGAUUUCUUUGGUGCCCUGAGGGCAAGAGUAUAUGACGAUGAAGUGAGGAACUGGGCUAUUUCGGUCGGAGUUGAGAAUAUUGCUAAGAAGCUUGUCAACUCAAAGGAAGGACCACCGACAUUCGAGCAGCCAAAGAUGACCUUAGAGAAGCUUCUUGAGUAUGGAAACAUGCUUGUUCAGGAACAAGAGAACGUGAAGAGAGUCCAACUGGCUGACAAGUACUUGAGCGAGGCAGCUCUUGGAGAUGCCAAUGAAGACGCCAUAAAAAGUGGCACAUUCUAUGGUAAAGCCGCACAGCAGGUGCAUCUUCCUGUCCCUGAAGGCUGCACAGACCCAAAUGCAGAUAACUUCGACCCAACAGCUAGGAGUGAUGAUGGAAGUUGCAAUUAUGUAUUAUAAGUUCCUUUUAGCUGUUAAGUAGAAGAUCAUUUUCCGCUCUUACUUGAUUAGGAAAAUGUAUCCUGUUUGAAUGAAAAUAUCCACUGGUUUGCACUACUCUAUGCUUUUAAGCUGGUGUGGGGUUUCAGUUCUCAUUUCUUUCUUUUUUCCCUGUUGCCACAAUAUUGAGAUAUUUUGCUCGUGUUGGUAAAUAACAGACUUUGAUAUCCUUUCUCA